AUGUGGUUCCUGGAGCUGGACACGAACUUGCCCACCAACCUCAUGCCCGCAGGCUGGAGAAGUGGCUCUGCACAGCCACUGCCACCAUCCCAGGCAUCCAAGGACCACAUGAAUGUGAUGGUGCGGCCAGGCCUGACCGUGGUGGUGAACGGUUCCUUGGAGCCCUGCAUGCAGCUGCUCAUCUCCUCCAUUGGCAUGGUGGGCAAGGCCAGGAACCGUCUCACAGCGUCUCUUCGAGUUCCUCAUCAAGAUGCUGGGGACUGGAUAAUUACCUGCUUUUUCCUCCUUAAGCCCUUGAAGAUUGGCAAGAAAAGGACAGUCAUGAUUUUCUUACGAUUGACAUGGAGGGUACUCAAUGCAUCUGUGAGGCAGUCGUCCCUUCCAUAG
Messenger RNA from Choloepus didactylus (southern two-toed sloth), 387 nucleotides. It is a transcript of the gene DDT, whose product is annotated as D-dopachrome tautomerase. The record is from RefSeq and is a predicted model, not a curated record. The transcript has a single exon. NCBI's taxonomy places the organism in Eukaryota, Metazoa, Chordata, Mammalia, Pilosa, Megalonychidae. Bases 1 to 387 code for a protein of 128 amino acids.